Hyphopichia burtonii NRRL Y-1933 is the source of this 2778-nucleotide messenger RNA. RefSeq lists its product as uncharacterized. The transcript has a single exon. Lineage: Eukaryota; Fungi; Ascomycota; Pichiomycetes; Serinales; Debaryomycetaceae. Bases 6 to 2759 code for a protein of 917 amino acids. The record is from RefSeq and is a predicted model, not a curated record.
AAAAAAUGCUGAUUCAUUCAGAUGAUAAGACCUUUUCGUCGCUAUCGUCAAUUGAACUAAGUCCCCAGGUCCAGCUAUCCCGAUUCAACAAGUUUAUCAAUUAUAAUGGUAUCAAAAGAGUGAAGAUCUCCCCGGUUUCUCCAAAUUCUUUAGAAUUUGAUUUCCAUCAACAAGAGUCAGAAAGAUUGAGUCGGUAUCAUCUUCUCCGGGCGUCCGCGGCAAUGUCCGCCUCGAACGAAUCCAUUGGAGUUGAUGAGGUUGGAAAUAUCACUCAUGCCGGUAGGGUUCUCCAACUAGAUGGCGCAAAUGAUGACGGUUUGGAUAUUAAUAUCGAUAUGGAUGAAGAAGAAAUCGUUGAUUAUUUCGGAAUAAAUAAAAAUGAAGAUAACUUGGAUGUUGACGAAUACUACUCUGAAAGAAGAGAAAGUUUUGGCUCAAUUGACCCAAAUGAAAACGAAGAAUAUUUUGAAAAAUUUCAAGAUAUUGAAGAUGUGAAUAAUGAUAAAGGUUAUGAAUAUACUUGUUUUGAGAAAUACGGUGAUAGAAGAUACUCAAACAAUUCCCAUAAUUGUAUUCAUUAUGAAAAUAAGGAUUCAAAAGAAUUGGGUAAAGCUAAAUUCCCCAUUAAUCCUCAAAUGGCUUAUAUGGAUUGGGAACGUCAUGAUGUUCGUACAUUGGAGGAAAUAUCCCACCCACUAAACGAUACUGACGAUGGUGUAUCAGUGUCCCCUCCAAGCCAAGAUAACAAAUUACAAGAUGAUGAAAAUUCUUCAUCGGAUAGUGAAGAAGAAUUUGAACCAGUAAAUAAUGGUGGGGUCCACGAACCGUUCAGGCCGGGGCUUUCGAAAGUUCUUACCCAUGGAGAAGCCGACCUUUUGGAAUUACAGCCCGCCACCAAAUUCAGAGAUCUGCUUAAAUUGGAUUUCGUUGAUACUAAAAAAAUACCCGCUGUAAAUCAUCUAAGAAAGUAUAAGAAUAAUUUGUCCAGUAUUAUCAGCGAUAUGAAUGGGAAGCUGGACUACUUGGUGCUUUGCAAAGACUCGCUGCUCCACUUUCAUACGUUUGAUUCAAUGACGGGCGUCCCCGAUGUAAAACCCGCUUUAAAAUUCGAUACGAAACCUUCGUUAACCACCACUUCAGAUAGAUUGAUUUCAACAUGGCCAUAUUACCCCCAUACCAUCAAUUUCAUCAAGUCUUACUCCAACUGGUUGGGGAAAGAAGUUUUGGGUACGUGUGUGGAUGAUGGAACGGUGAUGGUCUGGUUCACCGAUCAAAUCUGGCCAUGCAUCGAAAAGUUUGGAAUCAAAGUAUUGUCGGAUUCCCGAUUCAGAGAAACAUACCAUCUUGAUUCCAAUUCAUAUUUCAGUUUUAAGGUGAAUCCAACGUUUAAAAUAAAAAUGGAAUCUUCAUGUUGGGGGAUUGAUUUCUUAAGCUAUACCGACAAUUACAAUAAUCAGCAUAAUUUAAUAGUGGCUUCAGAUAACUCUCAGAGCAUUACAUUAUUCUAUUAUCACGCACAGGAUGAAAGAUUCUACCAUAUCACCAGCCAUCAAUUAUUACAUAAUAUUCCGGACGUGUCAUUUCUCGACUACGACAUUGAUUAUGAAUUGAAUAAACAUACGGUUCAAGUUUCGUGUGCAUCGAUCUCGGGAGAAUUGGUUAUAUUCAAGUUUGAAUUCAAACUUCAGGCGGGCCCAUUGAAUGAACAUGAUUAUAAUUUUUUCAAAAAUGAAGGGUUGUACUAUAUUGAUCCGGGAAUGGCUCAAAUGGAUGCUAGUAAUGGGGUUAACACUCGGGGCCAUAACCAAGAUGAUGAAAUCGUGGAAACAGAGCUAAGGUCAAACAAAUUCCCCAGAAUCAUUUUCAAUACCCCAGUUGUAAUCCGUCGAACGUUGUUCAAAGAUGACUGCUGGACUUCAAGACCAAUCAGCUCAAAGUAUUUCUUGAAUGUUCAAUCAUUGAGGGCAAUGACGGGAGACCCUUGGAUCCAGGAUUAUGAAAACUAUCUUCAUAUUGCUAAUUCAUCGACCAUGCUUGAUUUAACCUUUGAUCCACUACAAACAAGCCAUUUCGGUUUGGCGGCAAAUUGGCAAUUCUUUGAAACUCCAGUGGUCAGCAUGAACGAGUUUCCUAGUUCCAAGAACCCAGAAUCGGUUUUCGAAACCGCCAAAAUGACCUCGGUAGAUGAUGAAUACCGUCGUAUCCAUAAAGGUAUCAAGCAUGUUUACCAACAACUAAUCCAAGAAAACAACCAACCUUCAAAAUCCUUGAAUGGUCGCCAUUAUAGACUCGAUCCCAGAAAGCAUAAUAAACCUUUCAACCUAUUGGCGGUUUCCACCUCGAAAAAAUUGGGUCUUUUCCGUGCUGAUAACCUCCUUUGUGUGGCUGCAACCAAAAAACUCUUUGAUCUAGCUAUCCCCUUCGACGAAGAGAGCAGGUACUCGAAUCGAUUAUCAAUCACCCAGUUGAUCCCUGAACUCCUGUGUUUCAUCGCCUUAUCCCAACAGGGGUUGGUCACCGUCAUGAGACUCUGCCAGCACCGAGGCGUCUACGGAAUGAGACAGGAACUCGUCUUCCCUCAUGCUCCUUCGAUGACCUUUGGCUACUACGACCAUCGCACCAUCGCCGGGUUGGCAGUAAGAAACGUCUCGGUGGACGCCUUGCAUCCACGCUUCCACUUGUAUCUCACCUACUCUGACGGAAUCGUCAUGACCUACACUCUACUGCUCAACGAAGACCACGAUAUAGUAAGUAUAUAGCUUUAUUUAAUGAUAUUUA